AUGGAAACACCGACUUUGUUCAUCUGCCUUUACAUUAUCUGCCUGUCAGUCUUUGGCUUAUCGACUGCGGCUGACACAUUAAGUUCAGGCCAUUCUAUGAAAGAUGGAGAGAAAUUGAUCUCUACUGGCCAAAGCUUUGAGCUCCGCUUCUUCUCUCCUGGCAACUCCCAGAAGAAGUACUUCGGCAUGUGGUACAAGAUCACUCCAGAAACAGUUGUUGGGGUUGCCAACAGGGACAAUCCACUCACUGAUUCACAUGGAUUUCUCACGUUUAGCGAUGAUGGAGAUCUAGUUCUUGUCAACCAAUCGAAAAGCAUUGUCUGGUCUUCAAAUGUGUCCAGGGCUCUGAAAAAUCCCGUUGCACAGCUCUUAGACACUGGAAAUCUUGUUCUCAGAGAGAAUACCAGUCUGAAUUCUGAUGACUACUCAUCGCAGAGUUUUGAUCAUCCGUCUGACACACUACUACCAGGUACGAAAUUAGGAUGGGACUUGAAAAUCGGUCUAGAAAGGCAUCUGACUUCUUGGAAAAGCAUAGAUGAUCCUUCCUCUGGAGAUUAUACUUACAGGUUGAACAUUCAAGGGUUGCCUCGAUUGGAACUCAUCAGCUUAGGAUCCAGCAAGAAAUAUCGGACAGGACCGUGGAAUGGCAUACAGUUCAGUGGUGCACCAAUUAGCUCAAAUGCAGUUACCAAGCUAGUGUUCUUCUAUGGUGAAAAUGAGAUCUAUUUGGAAGUAGAAGCCAGAAAAAGCGAAUUUAUCCCUAGAGUAUUUACAAUGAACCAUUCUGGGUUGCUCCAGUUCCAUGUUGCCAGUAAAAGAAGCAAAGCCUGGAAUAUCAUGUACUCAGUGCCCAACGAUCCAUGUGAGGCUUACGGUACUUGCGGAGCCAGUAUCUGUAAAAUUAGCAGAGCUGCAAUAUGUGAUUGCUUAAAGGGAUACAAACCAAAGUCUCCAGAAGAAUGGGAUCUUAAUUGGUCUGGUGGAUGCACGAGAAAAACACUAAAUGGUUCGAAGGAAGAAGGGUUCCUCAAACUUGCAAUAGUGAAACUUCCCGACCUGUUAGAUUUCUGGUUGAACAAUAACAUGAGCCUCAAGGAAUGUGAAGACGAGUGCUUAAAGAACCGUUCAUGUACAGCUUAUGCUAAUUCAGAUGUUAGAGGAGGAGGUAGCGGCUGUCUCCUGUGGUUUGGAAGCCUAAUUGACAUUGAGGAGUACAAAGAAGGCGACUAUGGGCAAACUCUAUACAUACGCCUACCAUUAUCUGAACUAGCCAUGGUGUACUUCCAUUGUAUCCGGAAUUGCCGAAUAAAGAGCAAAGGUCAGUACAACUGGUUCUAUGAAUGUUGGAAAAUCAAGGAGGAAGAUGUUGAUUUGCCACUUUUUGAUCUGGCUACCAUCGUUAAAGCUACGGACGGCUUUUCUGAGGAUAAUCUUAUUGGAGCUGGUGGCUUUGGCCCCGUUUACAAGGGCAAUCUUUUCGCAGGACAAGAAGUAGCAGUAAGAGACUGUCGAGAAAUUCAGGACAAGGUCUUGAAGAAUCAUGAAAGAUGCUUAUUGUUAGACUGGGAAAAACGUUUUGACAUUAUCAUUGGGAUUGCGAGAGGUCUUCUCUAUCUGCACCAUGAUUCAAAACUUCAAGUAAUUCACCGGGAUCUCAAAGCUAGCAACAUUUUAUUGGAUGGAAGCCUAAGCCCUAGAAUCUCGGACUUUGGGUUGGCGAGAAUUUUUGCAUGUGAUGAGAAAGAAGCAAAGACAGAGAACAUCGGAACUUAUGGCUAUAUGUCCCCUGAGUAUGCCUUCGAUGGAAAAUUAUCUAUGAAAUCUGAUGUCUUUAGCUUUGGUGUGCUUUUGUUAGAGAUUUCAAGCAGCAAAAGAAACAGAGGAUUCUGCCACCUAAAUCAUCACCAUAACCUUCUUGGACAUGCAUGGUUGCUAUGGAGUGAAGACAGAGCCAUGGAACUCAUUGAUGGGUGCCUGUAUGAUUUGGUGGAACCUCAAGUACGGAGAUGUAUCCAUGUUGGCUUGUUAUGCGUGCAGAAGUUCCCAAAUGACAGACCAGCGACGUCCUCUGUAGUGGCCAUGUUAGGCAAUGAAAGUGGAAGCUUGCCUCAACCUACGCAGCCUGGUUUCUUCAUGAAAAGAGGUUCAAUGGACUUUAGCGCAACCAUGAGGCAUGAAGAACUCCAUACUGUCAAUGCAGUCACAGUGACGACGUUGGAUGGUCGAUAGUGUGUUGUUGUGAGGAAUUGCGAAUAGAUCUGAGAAAUGUCGUUG
Molecule: messenger RNA, 2274 nt
Organism: Eucalyptus grandis
Lineage: Eukaryota; Viridiplantae; Streptophyta; Magnoliopsida; Myrtales; Myrtaceae
Product: receptor-like serine/threonine-protein kinase SD1-8
Biological process (GO): protein phosphorylation; recognition of pollen
Molecular function (GO): protein serine/threonine kinase activity; ATP binding
Source: RefSeq, a predicted model, not a curated record